AUGGGUGCUCGUCCGCUGCUGUUGCUCCUGCUGCUGCUGCAGUUGCUGGCGCUAUGCGCCAGUGAGGCCGGUGGAACAGGCGACACAUCGAAUGAAGGCAGCAUACCAUCAACAGAUGGUAAUGCAAGUAACAUAAAGAGUACACCUUCCGCCGCUUCGAGUGAACCAGACACAGACGAUGCAUUUACUCUCAUGUCGUCAGAGACCUCAACUACUACUACAGAAACUACAGAAACAACCGCAUCAGAUCAGCUGACAAAAGAAGCGUCAGCCACAACAGAUGACACGCUUACAACGCCAGAUACAACAGAGUCUUCUACUACUACUACUGACAGUAGUAGUUCUGCGUCGACUGAUGCAUCUACAGAUGAUUCAUCUGUCCCUACUUCAACAGAGUCCACAACUGAUACUACAGUUACAGAAAGUUCAACAUCAGAGCAAUCGACAACAGAAGGCUCAACUGCAACGGAAGACACAGAUACAACGCCGGAUACAACAGACUCUACUACUGAUGACAUAACGAUUACUACUACUUCUCCUUCGACUGAACCAUCUACAGAAGAUUCAUCUGUCCCUACUUCGUCAGAGUCCACAACUGAUACUACAGUUACAGAAACAUCAACAUCAGAGCAAUCGACAACAGAAGGCUCAACUGCAACAGAAGGCACAGAUACAACACAAGAUCUAACCAAGUCUACCACUGAAGACAUAACGAGUACUACUACUUCUCCUUCGACUGAACCAUCUACAGAAGAUUCAUCUGUCCCUACUUCAUCAGAGUCCACAACUGACACUACAGUUAUAGAAAAUUCAACAUCAGAGCAAUCGACAACAGAAGACUCAACAGCAACAGAAAACACAGAUACAACGCCAGAUGCAACCGAGUAUACUACUGAUGACGUAACGAGUACUACUACUUCUCCUUCGACUGAACCAUCUACAGAAGAUUCAUCUGUCCCUACUUCGUCAGAGUCCACAACUGAUACCACAGUUACAGAAACUUCAACAUCAGAGCAAUCGACAACAGAAGGCACAACUUCAACAGAAGACACAGAUACAACGGCAGAUGCAACCGAAUCUACUACUGAUGACAUAACGAGCACUAGUAUUUCUGCUUCGACUGAACCAUCUACAGAAGAUACAUCUGCCCCUACUUCGUCAGAGUCCACAACUGAUACUACAGUUACAGAAACUUCAACAUCAGAGCAAUCGACAACAGAAGACUCAACUGCAACAGAAGACACAGAUACAACGCCAGAUGCAACCGAGUCUACUACUGAUGAGGUAACGAGUACUACUACUUCUUCUUCGACUGAAGCAUCUAUAGAAGAUUCAUCUGUCCCUACUUCGUCAGAGUCCACAACUGAUACUACAGUUACAGAAACUUCAACAUCAGAGCAAUCAACAACAGAAGGCUCAACUGCAACAGAAGACACAGAUACAACGCCAGAUGCUACCGAGUCUACUACUGAUGACGUAACGAGUACUACUACUUCUCCUUCGACUGAACCAUCUACAGAAGAUUCAUCUGUCCCUACUUCGUCAGAGUCCACAACUGAUACUACAGUUACAGAAACUUCAACAUCAGAGCAAUCGACAACAGAAGGCUCAACUGCAACAGAAGACACAGAUACAACGCCAGAUGCAACCGAGUCUACUACUGAUGACAUAACGAGUACUAGUACUUCUGCUUCGACUGAACCAUCUACCGAAGAUUCAUCUGUCCCUACUUCAUCAGAGUCCACAACUGAUACUACAGUUACAGAAACUUCAACAUCAGAGCAAUCGACAACAGAAAGCUCAACUGCAACAGAAAACACAGAUACAACGCCAGAUGCAACCGAGUCUACUACUGAUGACAUAACGAGUACUACUACUUCUCUUUCGACUGAACCAACUACAGAGGAUUCAUCUGUCCCUACUUCGUCAGAGUCCACAACUGAUACUACAGUCACAGAAACUUCAACAUCAGAGCAAUCGAUAACAGAAGGCUCAACUGCAUCAGAAGACACAGAUACGACGCCAGAUGCAAACGAGUCUACUACUGAUGACAUAACGAGUACUAGUACUUCUGCUUCGACUGAACCACCUACCGAAGAUUCAUCUGUCCCUACUUCAUCAGAGUCGACAGCUGAUACUACCGUUACAGAAAAUUCAACAUCAGAGCAUUCGACAACAGAAGGCUCAACUGCAACACAAGACACAGAUACAACGCUGGAUACAACAGACUCUACUGCUGAUGACGUAACGAGUACUAGUACUUCACCAUCGACUGAACCAUCUACAGAAGAUUCAUCUGUCCCUACUUCGUCAGAGUCCACAACUGAUACUACAGUUACAGAAACUUCAACAUCGGAGCAAUCGACAGCAGAAGGCUCAACUGCAACAGAAGACACAGAUACAACGCCAGACGCAACCGAGUCUACUACUGAUGACAUAACGAGUACUACUACUUCUCCUUCGACUGAACCAUCUACCGAAGAUUCAUCUGUCCCUACUUCAUCAGAGUCCACAACUGAUACUACAGUUACAGAAACUUCAACAUCAGAGCAAUCGACAACAGAAGGUUCAACUGCAACAGAAGACACAGAUGCAACCGAGUCUACUACUGAUGACGUAACGAGUACUACUACUUCUCAUUCGACUGAACCAUCUACAGAUGAUUCAUCUGUCCCUGCUUCGUCAGAGUCCACAACUGAUACUACAGUUACAGAAAGUACAACAUCAGAGCAAUCGACAACAGAAGGCUCAACUGCAACAGAAGACACAGAUGCAACGCCAGAUGCAACCGAGUCUACUACUGAUGACGUAACGAGUACUACUAAUUCUCCUUCGACUGAUACAUCUACAGAAGAUUCAUCUGUCCCUGCUUCGUCAGAGUCCACAACUGAUACUACAGUUACAGAAACAUCAACAACAGACCAAUCGACAACAGAAGGCUCAACUGCAACAGAAGACACAGAUACAACCGAGUCUACUACUGAUGACAUAACGAGUACUACUACUUCUUCUUUGACUGAAACAUCUACAGAAGAUUCAUCUGUCCCUACUUCGUCAGAUUCCACAACUGAUACUACAGUUACAGAAACUUCAACAUCACAGCAAUCGACAACAGACGGCUCAACUGCAACAGACGACACAGAUACAACGCCAGAUGCAACCGAGUCUACUACUGAUGACAUAACGAGUGCUACUACUUCUCCUUCGACUGAGCCAUCUACAGAAGAUUCAUCUGUCUCGACUUCGUCAGAGUCCACACCUGAUACUGCAGUCACAGAAACUUCAACAUCAGAGCAAUCGACAACAGAAGGCUCAACUGUAACAGAAGACACAGAUACAACGCCAGACGCAACCGAGUCUACUACUGAUGACAUAACGAGUACUAGUACUCCCGCUUCGACUGAACCAUCUACAGAAGAUUCAUCUGUCCCUACUUCGUCAGAGUCCACAACUGAUACUACAGUUACAGAAACUUCAACAUCACAGCAAUCGACAACAGAAGGCUCAACUGCAACAGACGACACAGAUACAACGCCAGAUGCAACCGAGUCUACUACUGAUGACAUAACGAGUACUACUACUUCUCCUUCGACUGAGCCAUCUACAGAAGAUUCAUCUGUCUCGACUUCGUCAGAGUCCACACCUGAUACUGGAGUCACAGAAACUUCAACAUCAGAGCAAUCGACAACAGAAGGCUCAACUGUAACAGAAGACACAGAUACAACGCCAGACGCAACCGAGUCUACUACUGAUGACAUAACGAGUACUAGUACUUCUGCUUCGACUGAACCACCUACAGAAGAUUCAUCUGUCCCUACUUCGUCAGAGUCCACAACUGAUACUACAGUUACAGAAACUUCAACAUCACAGCAAUCGACAACAGACGGCUCAACUGCAACAGACGACACAGAUACAACGCCAGAUGCAACCGAGUCUACUACUGAUGACAUAACGAGUACUACUACUUCUCCUUCGACUGAGCCAUCUACAGAAGAUUCAUCUGUCUCGACUACGUCAGAGUCCACACCUGAUACUGCAGUCACAGAAACUUCAACAUCAGAGCAAUCGACAACAGAAGGCUCAACUGUAACAGAAGACACAGAUACAACGCCAGACGCAACCGAGUCUACUACUGAUGACAUAACGAGUACUAGUACUUCUGCUUCGACUGAACCAUCUACAGAAGAUUCAUCUGUCCCUACUUCGUCAGAGUCCACAACUGAUACUACAGUUACAGAAACUUCAACAUCACAGCAAUCGACAACAGACGGCUCAACUGCAACAGACGACACAGAUACAACGCCAGAUGCAACCGAGUCUACUACUGAUGACAUAACGAGUACUACUACUUCUCCUUCGACUGAGCCAUCUACAGAAGAUUCAUCUGUCUCGACUUCGUCAGAGUCCACACCUGAUACUGGAGUCACAGAAACUUCAACAUCAGAGCAAUCGACAACAGAAGGCUCAACAGUAACAGAAGACACAGAUACAACGCCAGACGCAACCGAGUCUACUACUGAUGACAUAACGAGUACUAGUACUUCUGCUUCGACUGAACCAUCUACAGAAGAUUCAUCUGUCCCUACUUCGUCAGAGUCCACAACUGAUACUACAGUUACAGAAACUUCAACAUCACAGCAAUCGACAACAGACGGCUCAACUGCAACAGACGACACAGAUACAACGCCAGAUGCAACCGAGUCUACUACUGAUGACAUAACGAGUACUACUACUUCUCCUUCGACUGAGCCAUCUACAGAAGAUUCAUCUGUCUCGACUUCGUCAGAGUCCACACCUGAUACUGCAGUCACAGAAACUUCAACAUCAGAGCAAUCGACAACAGAAGGCUCAACUGCAACAGACGACACAGAUACAACGCCAGAUGCAACCGAGUCUACUACUGAUGACAUAACGAGGACUAGUACUUCUGCUUCGACUGAACCAUCUACAGAAGAUUCAUCUGUCCCUACUUCGUCAGAGUCCACAACUGAUACUACAGUUACAGAAACUUCAACAUCACAGCAAUCGACAACAGACGGCUCAACUGCAACAGACGACACAGAUACAACGCCAGAUGCAACCGAGUCUACUACUGAUGACAUAACGAGUACUACUACUUCUCCUUCGACUGAGCCAUCUACAGAAGAUUCAUCUGUCUCGACUUCGUCAGAGUCCACACCUGAUACUGCAGUCACAGAAACUUCAACAUCAGAGCAAUCGACAACAGAAGGCUCAACUGCAACAGAAGACACAGAUACAACGCCAGACGCAACCGAGUCUAGUACUGAUGACAUAACGAGUACUAGUACUCCUGCUUCGACUGAACCAUCUACAGAAGAUUCAUCUGUCCCUACUUCGUCAGAGUCCACAACUGAUACUACAGUUACAGAAACUUCAACAUCACAGCAAUCGACAACAGACGGCUCAACUGCAACAGACGACACAGAUACAACGCCAGAUGCAACCGAGUCUACUACUGAUGACAUAACGAGUACUACUACUUCUCCUUCGACUGAGCCAUCUACAGAAGAUUCAUCUGUCUCGACUUCGUCGGAGUCCACACCUGAUACUGCAGUCACAGAAACUUCAACAUCAGAGCAAUCGACAACAGAAGGCUCAACUGCAACAGAAGACACAGAUACAACGCCAGACGCAACUGAGUCUACUACUGAUGACAUAACGAGUACUAGUACUCCUGCUUCGACUGAACCAUCUACAGAAGAUUCAUCUGUCCCUACUUCGUCAGAGUCCACAACUAAUACUACAGUUACAGAAACUUCAACAUCACAGCAAUCGACAACAGACGGCUCAACUGCAACAGACGACACAGAUACAACGCCAGAUGCAACCGAGUCUACUACUGAUGACAUAACGAGUACUACUACUUCUCCUUCGACUGAGCCAUCUACAGAAGAUUCAUCUGUCUCGACUUCGUCAGAGUCCACACCUGAUACUGCAGUCACAGAAACUUCAACAUCAGAGCAAUCGACAACAGAAGGCUCAACUGCAACAGAAGACACAGAUACAACGCCAGACGCAACCGAGUCUACUACUGAUGACAUAACGAGUACUAGUACUCCUGCUUCGACUGAACCAUCUACAGAAGAUUCAUCUGUCCCUACUUCGUCAGAGUCCACAACUGAUACUGCAGUCACAGAAACUUCAACAUCAGAGCAAUCGACAACAGAAGGCUCAACUGUAACAGAAGACACAGAUACAACGCCAGACGCAACCGAGUCUACUACUGAUGACAUAACGAGUACUAGUACUUCUGCUUCGACUGAACCAUCUACAGAAGAUUCAUCUGUCCCUACUUCGUCAGAGUCCACAACUGAUACUACAGUUACAGAAACUUCAACAUCACAGCAAUCGACAACAGACGGCUCAACUGCAACAGACGACACAGAUACAACGCCAGAUGCAACCGAGUCUACUACUGAUGACAUAACGAGUACUACUACUUCUCCUUCGACUGAGCCAUCUACAGAAGAUUCAUCUGUCUCGACUUCGUCAGAGUCCACACCUGAUACUGCAGUCACAGAAACUUCAACAUCAGAGCAAUCGACAACAGAAGGCUCAACAGUAACAGAAGACACAGAUACAACGCCAGACGCAACCGAGUCUACUACUGAUGACAUAACGAGUACUAGUACUUCUGCUUCGACUGAACCAUCUACAGAAGAUUCAUCUGUCCCUACUUCGUCAGAGUCCACAACUGAUACUACAGUUACAGAAACUUCAACAUCACAGCAAUCGACAACAGACGGCUCAACUGCAACAGACGACACAGAUACAACGCCAGAUGCAACCGAGUCUACUACUGAUGACAUAACGAGUACUACUACUUCUCCUUCGACUGAGCCAUCUACAGAAGAUUCAUCUGUCUCGACUUCGUCAGAGUCCACACCUGAUACUGCAGUCACAGAAACUUCAACAUCAGAGCAAUCGACAACAGAAGGCUCAACUGCAACAGACGACACAGAUACAACGCCAGAUGCAACCGAGUCUACUACUGAUGACAUAACGAGGACUAGUACUUCUGCUUCGACUGAACCAUCUACAGAAGAUUCAUCUGUCCCUACUUCGUCAGAGUCCACAACUGAUACUACAGUUACAGAAACUUCAACAUCACAGCAAUCGACAACAGACGGCUCAACUGCAACAGACGACACAGAUACAACGCCAGAUGCAACCGAGUCUACUACUGAUGACAUAACGAGUACUACUACUUCUCCUUCGACUGAGCCAUCUACAGAAGAUUCAUCUGUCUCGACUUCGUCAGAGUCCACACCUGAUACUGCAGUCACAGAAACUUCAACAUCAGAGCAAUCGACAACAGAAGGCUCAACUGCAACAGAAGACACAGAUACAACGCCAGACGCAACCGAGUCUAGUACUGAUGACAUAACGAGUACUAGUACUCCUGCUUCGACUGAACCAUCUACAGAAGAUUCAUCUGUCCCUACUUCGUCAGAGUCCACAACUGAUACUACAGUUACAGAAACUUCAACAUCACAGCAAUCGACAACAGACGGCUCAACUGCAACAGACGACACAGAUACAACGCCAGAUGCAACCGAGUCUACUACUGAUGACAUAACGAGUACUACUACUUCUCCUUCGACUGAGCCAUCUACAGAAGAUUCAUCUGUCUCGACUUCGUCGGAGUCCACACCUGAUACUGCAGUCACAGAAACUUCAACAUCAGAGCAAUCGACAACAGAAGGCUCAACUGCAACAGAAGACACAGAUACAACGCCAGACGCAACUGAGUCUACUACUGAUGACAUAACGAGUACUAGUACUCCUGCUUCGACUGAACCAUCUACAGAAGAUUCAUCUGUCCCUACUUCGUCAGAGUCCACAACUGAUACUACAGUUACAGAAACUUCAACAUCACAGCAAUCGACAACAGACGGCUCAACUGCAACAGACGACACAGAUACAACGCCAGAUGCAACCGAGUCUACUACUGAUGACAUAACGAGUACUACUACUUCUCCUUCGACUGAGCCAUCUACAGAAGAUUCAUCUGUCUCGACUUCGUCAGAGUCCACACCUGAUACUGCAGUCACAGAAACUUCAACAUCAGAGCAAUCGACAACAGAAGGCUCAACUGCAACAGAAGACACAGAUACAACGCCAGACGCAACCGAGUCUACUACUGAUGACAUAACGAGUACUAGUACUCCUGCUUCGACUGAACCAUCUACAGAAGAUUCAUCUGUCCCUACUUCGUCAGAGUCCACAACUGAUACUACAGUUACAGAAACUUCAACAUCACAGCAAUCGACAACUGAAGGCUCAACUGCAACAGAAGACACAGAUACAACGCCAGAUGCAACCGACUCUACCACUGAUGACAUAACGAGGACUAGUACUUCUGCUUCGACUGAACCAUCUACCGAAGAUUCAUCUGUCCCUACUUCAUCAGAGUCCACAACUGAUACUACAGUUACAGAAACUUCAACAUCAGAGCAAUCGACAACAGAAGGCUCAACUGCAACAGAGGACACAGAUACAACGCCAGAUGCAUCCGAGUCUACUACUGAUGACAUAACGAGUACUACUACUUCUUCUUCGACCGAACCAUCUACAGAAGAUUCAUCUGUCUCUACUUCGUCAGAAUCCACAACUGAUACUACAGUUACAGAAACUUCAACUUCAGAGAAACCGACAACAGAAGGCUCAACUGCAACAGAAGACACAGAUACAACGCCAGAUGCAACCGAGUCUACCACUGAUGACAUAACGAGUACUACUACUUCUCCUUCGACUGAAUCAUCUACAGAAGAUUCAUCUGUCCCUACUUCGUCAGAGUCCACAACUGAUACUACAGUCACAGAAACUUCAACAUUAGAGCAAUCGACAACACAAGGUUCAACUGUAACAGAAGACACAGACACAACGCCAGAUGCAACCGAGCCUACCACUGAUGACAUAACGAGUACUACUACUUCUCUUUCGACUGAACCAUCUACAGAAGAUUCAUCUGUCCCUACUUCGUCAGAGUCCACAACUGAUACUACAGUCACAGAAACUUCAACAUCAGAGCAAUCGACAACAGAAGGCUCAACUGCAACAGAUGACACAGAUACAACGCCAGAUGCAACCGAGCCUACCACUGAUGACAUAACGAGUACUACUACUUCUCUUUCGACUGAACCAUCUACAGAAGAUUCAUCUGUCCCUACUUCAUCAGAGUCCACAACUGAUACUACAGUCACAGAAACUUCAACAUCAGAGCAAUCGACAACAGACGGCUCAACAUCAUCAGAAGACACAGAUACGACGCCAGAUGCAACUGAGUCUACUACUGAUGACAUAACGAGUACUAGUACUUCUGCUUCGACUGAACCAUCUACCGAAGAUUCAUCUGUCCCUACUUCGUCAGAGUCCACAACUGAUACUACAGUUACAGAAUCUUCAACAUCAGAGCAAUCGACAAAUGAAGGCUCAACUACAACAGAUGAGACAGGUACGACGCCAGUUUCAACAGUGUCCAGCCCAUCAUCGUCCUCAAGUGAAACUGACUCAACCACAACAACACAAUCGACAUCAGGAAGCUCUUCCAUGUCGUCAGAAUCGUCUACAGAGUCUACUGCUGGCCCAACCAUUACAACAACUGUUACAAGUACUUCCACAACAGAAAUUCCAGGAUCCUCGACUACAACGCCUGCUCCACCGCCUCCUCUGAUUCAAGGCGAUGUCACAGAUGAACAGAAUAUUACGUGCAUUUCUAUAACCAUGGCAGUUAUUAUUGAAGUACCUUACAUCACGACUGAUAAUGAGCACAAGACGGCGAAUGUAACAGUCCCCGAAAAUGCUGAAAUUACUGGAAAUUGUGGCGAGGGAAUUCAAAACAUUUCAAUUGUCUGGGAUCCUCCAACAACACAGAAACGUUGGCGAAGGGAGAUUCCGAAAGACAAGAAUCAUUUACUAAUGAGUAUACAAAAGACUGCAGAUGGUCAGCGAUACCAUUUUGCUAGCGUUGAAAUAAUGGUUAUCCUGGAUUCUGUCAACUUCCCAGACGCUAAGGAUCGAGAUACACCAUUCACUUCAGUUGUUACUGAUGCACAACUGUUUCAAGUGGAAGUUGGCAAAGGAAUGGAGUGCCAGCAGACUACUACAAUCAAGGGGACUAAUGAUGCCAUCAUUCAUAUGGAGAAUGUGAAAUACUAUGCCUACAAUAAUCAGCCCGGGGCUGAUUCAGAAAUUACCUAUAUCAACUGUUACCAGCCACAAUCAAGUUACCUGACUGCUGCUACUAUAAUAGCAAUUGUCUUAGGUGCAGUACUUGCAGCUGUUGUACCUUUAAUUAUAUUUUUCACUGUUGUACAUAGAAAGAAAUGUGGAAUGUAUUCACUGAACCCAUGA
Molecule: messenger RNA, 10377 nt
Organism: Schistocerca piceifrons (Central American locust)
Lineage: Eukaryota; Metazoa; Arthropoda; Insecta; Orthoptera; Acrididae
Product: serine-rich adhesin for platelets-like
Exons: 6
Coding region: 1-10377 (3458 amino acids)
Cellular component (GO): membrane
Source: RefSeq, a predicted model, not a curated record